UACAGUAUUUUUAAUUGACCUUCGCGACGCCGCCAAUUACAAGACUACUUUAUCAUUAGAUGGAUUUCCCACGAGGCGACGCAGAUGUCGAAAGAGAAUGCAAAUACAGAUAUAUCAACUCGCAGUUGGAGGCGAAAACUAUGAAUCUAUUGAAGGAAGUGGAGGAAAUGUUGACCUAUGGUGGCAAACCUGCGGAUGAUGAUUUUCGCGAAUCCCAAAAUAAUAGUCCACCUUGUUGCAGUUCCUUGACUGAAACAGUUGAUUCCCCUAAGCAGACAUCUGACUCCUGUGACAAGGAAGUAUAUGUCACUGAAUUUGAAAAUCGUGAUGAGCAUAAUAAAGAUGAAAUAAACGACGGAAAUAUUCUUCCAGAACCUGCUGCAGGUCUAAGUUUGAAUGCUCAAAACCGAUAUUUGAAAGCGAAAGUUCGUGUGUUAAUGGAAGAAAAUCAAAAGCUCAAUUCACAAAUAAAUCAUCAAAGUGAAGAAACAGUUAGAAUGAAAAACCGUAUUCAAGAACUGGAAGAAGAACGUAAUCGUUUGCACCGGGUUACAUCUUCACAUUCAAGUCAGUUAGAGAAAAUGAAGAAGAGUUUAGGUGAAACGCGAACCCACUGUAAUACUCUAGAAACUGAAAAGACUAAUUAUAAAAAGGACUACGAUUCAGUUAAACGUAGUUUGGAUCAACAAGCCGCUGAAAUUAAAACGCUGACGACACGUCUCAACCGUGCAACAGAGGAAUCAGAUCGUUACAAAGUUGAAUUAGAGAAGGUUCGUUCAUCGACACGUGAAAGUGUAGAAUCCUUGCGUCAUAAUGUUGAUAAUUUAAUGGCUGAAAAUAGACGAUUGGAAAAACAAAAGUCUGAGUUAAUUGGAGCAUUCAAAAAGCAAAUGAAGCUGAUUGAUGUAUUACGCAGGCAAAAGAUGUUAAUCGAAGCUUCAAAGUGUUUGCAAAUCACAGAAGAGGAAUUUUUGAAGGCUCUAGAUUGGUAAAGUUGCUUGAUGCAAACAAUUCUGCUUCCGAAUUUUAUGUAAUGCACUUUGCAUCUGAGAGUUUUUCAGUUUAUCACUCUAACUAUAACCAUAUCAUAUCUAUGGACAUUUAUUGUUUUACUUUCGUUCAUUUUAAUUUCACGAGUUGUACUGUCCUUGUAGCAGGAAAUAUAUCCUUCAUAUCGAAAGCAUA
Heterobilharzia americana is the source of this 1185-nucleotide messenger RNA. Lineage: Eukaryota; Metazoa; Platyhelminthes; Trematoda; Strigeidida; Schistosomatidae. The record is from the annotation of a GenBank genome assembly.